Messenger RNA from Ostreococcus lucimarinus CCE9901, 1149 nucleotides. RefSeq lists its product with no specific name. The transcript has a single exon. The record is from RefSeq and is a predicted model, not a curated record. Gene Ontology annotation, molecular function: lipase activity. Bases 1 to 1149 code for a protein of 382 amino acids. NCBI's taxonomy places the organism in Eukaryota, Viridiplantae, Chlorophyta, Mamiellophyceae, Mamiellales, Bathycoccaceae. Gene Ontology annotation, cellular component: membrane.
AUGAACGCCUACCCGAAGAAAAAAUGGGAGCCAGAGCUCAAGCUGAAAUCCGCCAAGGUCUCGCGCACGGGUGACUUCACGAACGACCAAAACUUGAAGAUUCGGUGGUACUCGUGGGAAGUACCGAAACCCAAAGCUAUAAUCGUAUUCGCGCACGGCCUGGGCGUGUACGGCUCGUUCGAGAUGCUGGCGAGCAUCCCGCCCGGCACUCCGCGCGUGCACUACGCGUCGUCUUGGCCCGAGCGCAUGAAUAAGUCGGACGUGAGCUUGUUUUGCAUCGAUCACCAGGGCCACGGGCGAAGCGACAGCGCGUCGCCCGGAAAGCGAUGCUAUUUCCAUCGCUUGGAUGAUUUAGUGCGCGAUUUCGCGCGGUUUUGUACUUUAAUACGUGGAGAUGUCCCCGGAGUUCCGCUGUUCGUGGUCGGCACCAGUCUCGGUGGGUUCGUGGCGACGAAGACGGCGAUGGAGUUUCCAGACGUCGCCAACGGGUUGGUCACGUUGGCGCCGAUGUUGAGCUUGGAUCAGUUGUGCAAGCGGCCGCUGAAUCGCGUGCUGUUGCCUUUCACGACGUUGUUGUCGAUGUUUAUUCCAACCGUGCCUCUGGCGAAGACGGUGCGGAACACAAAGUUUCCUCUGACGCAACAAGAGGUCGAACAAGACGCGAACACGUGGCCGAGCGGGGUGAACAACACGCGCGUGCGCGUCGCCGCCGAGGCGUACCUGAGCACGCUUAAACUGAAAAAGGCUGGGGAAUUAGAAAAGAUCACCAUGCCAGUGAUUUCAUUUCACGGCAAGGACGACCCAAUGACCGAUCCGAGCUCGAGCACGAUGCUCAUCGAGCGCGCGAACACAGCGGACAAGCACCUCGAGUGGGUCGACGACGUCUUUCACGACCUCUGCCACGAAAAGCCCACGUCCGAUCACAUCUGCGAAGACAUCAUCGCCUGGUGUAUCGCCCGCGUCAACGGUCCAGUACCCAAAAAAUCCGGCGACAAGCGAUCGCGAGAGACCACUUACAGGGAAAACGGCGUGAGCGACCGCGACGCCGCUCGAGGCGCGACGACCAAGCGCGUCCGCGCCGCCGCGACGAAGACAUCGACUCGCAAAGCGCCCGGCCGCCGGCCGCGUCCGCGUCGCGAGUCGCGUUGA